AUGGUUUUGUCAACAGUGUUAAGAAGCUUCAGAGACAAACGUGAUCGGGCUUUUAGUAUGACCAAUGCUCAAGAGCGAUUCAGGAAUAUUAGCUUGCAGGAAGAAUAUGAUACACAUGAUCCCAAAGGUCCUUCGGCUUUGAUAUUGUCAUUUUUGAGAAAAAGGUCGAAGAUUAUUGAGAUUGUGGCAACACAAGAUAUUGUUUUUGCUCUUGCACAAUCCGGUCUUUGUGCAGCAUUUAGCCGAGAAACCAAUCAAAGGAUAUGCUUUUUAAAUGUCAGUCCAGAUGAAGUUAUAAGGAGUCUAUUUUAUAACAAAAAUAAUGACUCACUUAUCACAGUUUCUGUCUAUGCAUCAGACAGUUACAGUUCCUUGAAAUGCAGAAGCACAAGGAUUGAAUACAUUAGGAGGGGUAAGCAUGAUUCUGGCUUUCCUCUUUUUGAAUCCGAGUCUCUGAAGUGGCCAGGGUUUGUAGAGUUUGAUGAUGUAAAUGGGAAGGUACUUACAUACUCUGCUCUGGAUAGUGUAUACAAGGUAUUUGACUUGAAAAACUAUUCAAUGUUGUACUCCAUUUCUGAUAAAAAUGUCCAGGAGAUUAAGAUCAGUCCGGGGAUCAUGUUGUUGAUUUUUGCUAAAGCAAGUAGCCAUGUCCCACUUAAAAUCCUUUCAAUAGAAGAUGGUACUGUUUUGAAAUCGUUCAACCACCUCCUUUAUCGGAAUAAGAAGGUGGAUUUUAUCGAACAGUUCAACGAAAAGCUACUUGUCAAGCAAGAAAAUGAAAACCUUCAAAUUCUUGAUGUGCGGAAUUUUGAGCUGAGAGAAGUUAGCAGAAGUGAAUUUAUGACACCUUCUGCAUUUAUCUUUCUAUAUGAGAACCAACUAUUCUUAACAUUUCGAAACCGGACUGUGGCUGUGUGGAACUUCCGUGGAGAGUUUGUAACUUCUUUUGAGGACCAUCUCUUGUGGCAUCCUGACUGCAAUACAAACAACAUAUACAUAACCAGUGACCAGGAUCUUAUCAUAUCCUACUGCAAAGCUGAUUCAGAUGAUUUGUUAUCUGCAGAUUCUAUCAAUGUCAACAACAUUUUAUCUGGCAAGUGUCUUACUAAAAUAAGAGCAAGCAAUAGUUCUUCAAAGGACGACAAGCGCAGUUGCUGUGACAGUUCUUCAAAUGAAAAUUGUAAUUCAAAAAAAGUGAAAGCUGUCUGUACACCAGUAUUAACUACCAGUAAUAUAAUAGGUACCCCUGAGACUAGAAAUGGCUUAUUAGAAGUACAGAAGGCCUUUCGUGAAGCGGGAUUGGAUUUCCCAAAACAGGGUGUUGCUAUUACACAAGAAAAUUCUUUGUUGGAUAAUACUGCCAGAAUUGAGGGAUGGUUAGCUAGAUUUCCCAUGUUUGACUGGGUUGGAGGUAGAACAUCAGAGAUGUCUGCAGUCGGCUUGCUUCCAGCAGCUCUGCAGACCAUUGAUAUUAGAGAAAUGCUUCUUGGUGCAUCACUUAUGGACGAGGCAAAUAGGAGUACUGUGAUAAAGAAUAAUCCUGCAGCUUUGCUGGCUUUAUGUUGGUAUUGGGCUACAGAUGGUGUAGGAUCCAAGGAUAUGGUUAUCCUUCCGUAUAAGGACAGCCUGUUAUUAUUUAGUAGAUACUUGCAGCAACUAGUCAUGGAAUCUCUGGGCAAGGAAUAUGACUUGGAUGGUAAUCGGGUUAAUCAAGGACUUAGUGUCUAUGGAAAUAAAGGAAGCACAGAUCAACAUGCCUAUAUUCAGCAACUGAGGGACGGUGUACACAAUUUCUUUGCAACAUUCAUUGAGGUGCUACGUGAUAGACCACCUGGUCAUGAUUGGGAGCUUGAACCGGGUGUUACCUGUGGUGACUACCUGUUUGGUAUGCUACAGGGAACAAGGUCAGCUUUGUAUUCUAAUGACCGUGAAUCCAUCACAGUCACCGUGCAAGAAGUGACACCUAGAUCAGUUGGUGCUCUUGUUGCACUGUAUGAACGAGCAGUUGGGAUAUAUGCCUCACUUGUCAACAUAAAUGCUUAUCACCAGCCUGGUGUGGAAGCUGGUAAAAAAGCAGCAGGAGAAGUUUUAGCACUUCAGAAGCGGGUGUUGGCAGUGCUAAAUGAGGCAAGCUGCAAGGAGCCUGUUGAGCCAUUGACAAUUGAAGAAGUAGCUGAACAUUGCCAUGCUCCAGAAGAUAUUGAAGUAAUUUACAAGAUUAUUGCUCAUAUGGCUGCCAACGACAGAGCACUAAUUGCCGAAGGUAACUGUGGUUCUCCAAGGAGCGUCAAAGCUUUUCUUGGGGAGUGUAAUGUUGAUGAUUUGUUUGCAUGA
This is a messenger RNA of Lathyrus sativus (Indian pea), 2334 nucleotides long. Lineage: Eukaryota; Viridiplantae; Streptophyta; Magnoliopsida; Fabales; Fabaceae. The record is from the annotation of a GenBank genome assembly.